AUGGUGAAGCCUUAUACACCUCCUCUGCCAUAUCCACAUAGAUUACAGAAGGAGUUCGAGGACCAACAAUUUUCCAAGUUCCUAGAAGUUUUCAAGAAGCUGGAAAUCAAUAUUCCACUGGCUGAAGCAUUGGAGCAGAUGCCUCUGUACGCAAAAUUUCUCAAGGAGCUUAUCAACAAGAAGAGGAGCUGGAAUGAAAAAGAGACAGUGAUUUUGACCCAAGAGUGCAGUGCUGUCAUCCAAAGAGGUCUUCAACCAAAGCUCAAAGAUCCAGGAAGCUUCAUCCUAUCUUGUACUAUAGGCAACAGAACAUUGGACAAAGCCCUCUGUGAUCUAGGAGCCAACAUCAACUUGAUGCCUCUCUCAUUAAUGAAGCAGCUUGCAAUAGAGGAACUUAGACCAACUAGAAUGUCACUUCAAAUGGUAGAUCAGUCACUCAAGAUACCUAAUAGAGUGGUGGAGAAUGUGUUAGUGAAGGUUGGAGAAUUCAUAUUCCCUGCUAACUUUGUCAUUUUAGACAUGGAAGAAGAAGGACACAACUCAAUUAUCUUGGAUAGACCUUUCUUGGCCACAGCAAGGGCCAUUAUAGAUAUAGAGAAAAAUAUUGCAAACUACAAGGUUGAAAGGAAGAUUCCCCAAGAAUUCACCAAGCAACAAGUGAAGAAGCUGCUCAAUGAGGCCAAGAAAUUCUUAUGGGAUGAACCAUUCUUAUUCAGGAGGUGUCCAGAUGGAAUGAUUAGGAAAUGUGUUCCUAAGAGUGAGAUGAGAGACGUACUGUGGCAUUGUCAUGGUUCAGCUUGUGGUGGACAUUUUAGGCUAGAAUGA
This is a messenger RNA of Arachis stenosperma, 825 nucleotides long. RefSeq lists its product as uncharacterized. NCBI's taxonomy places the organism in Eukaryota, Viridiplantae, Streptophyta, Magnoliopsida, Fabales, Fabaceae. The record is from RefSeq and is a predicted model, not a curated record. The coding region runs from base 1 to 825 and encodes 274 amino acids. The transcript has 2 exons.